AUGGCCGAUUCAACAAAAGAACAAAUGAUCAUUGAUAUUUUCAAAGAUUUUCGUAACCAGACCGUACUAUUCACCAAUGCUAAUAUGGACAAGAAUGUGAAGAAAAUUAUCGAUUUUGCUGCUGAUAAGGCGAAACAAGAUUCCAUGAGAUAUCCCUUUGUGACUGUACUAGUUGUUGGGAUGCCAAAUGUUGGUAAAUCAUCUUUGAUUAAUUCGAUGAGAAGACUUGGGGUCCACAAAGGCAAGGCAGCGAAGACUGGUGCUAUGCCUGGUGUUACGAGAUCAGUUGAAGGGACUAUAAAAGUAUUUGAAAACCCAACAGUGUAUCUUAUUGAUACUCCUGGUGUAAUGAUUCCAUAUAUUGCCGAUCCGAUAUCUUCGCUAAAAGUUGCAUUAACAGGUGGUGUGAAGGAUGACGUAGCAGACAAAGAAAUAAUGGCAGACUAUCUUCUCUGGCGUCUAAAUCACUUUAGUAAUUUCAGUUACGUAGACUUUUUCCACUUGCCAGAGCCAACGGAUGACAUAACUGUUCUUCUUCCAGCAAUAGCUCGUCGCAUUGGUGCGCUACAAAAGGGAAGGGAAUAUGAUCUCGACCAGGCUGCUACCUUCUUUCUAAAAUAUUACCGAACUGGAAAAUUUGGUCGAUACACUUUAGAUGAUGUGACUCCAGAUAUAUUGCAAAAGUAUUUGUUAACACCACGAACGGAUGCAUUGAGUAAGAAUCAGGAGAAGAAGAGUGAGAAGGAGAGAAAGAAAGAGAAAAGAUUGGAGAAAUGGAGAAGGAUGGGGAUUGUUGUUAAGAAGUGA
Messenger RNA from Paraglomus brasilianum, 807 nucleotides. Lineage: Eukaryota; Fungi; Glomeromycota; Glomeromycetes; Paraglomerales; Paraglomeraceae. The record is from the annotation of a GenBank genome assembly.